Molecule: messenger RNA, 447 nt
Organism: Pneumocystis murina B123
Lineage: Eukaryota; Fungi; Ascomycota; Pneumocystomycetes; Pneumocystales; Pneumocystaceae
Exons: 7
Coding region: 139-447 (102 amino acids)
Source: RefSeq, a predicted model, not a curated record
UCAAAAUUAUCAUUAUAAAACAAAAUAGAAAUAUGUUUUAAAAAAAAUCCAAAAAAAAUUAAUUUUAUGAAACACAUAUUCUUUUUUUUUUCAAAAAAAUAAUAAAUGUUUAGAGCUUUUAAAAAUUAAAAAAGAAUAAUGAAAAUCAGAGGCUUAAAAAAAAACGAGAAAAAUACAACUAAUCGUCCAUAUUUUCAAAAAAGACAAGAUAAAUCAUGGGAAAAACGUGCGCAACAGAGAAAGGCUAUCCAAGAAAUGAAAGAAAGAGAAAAAAAGAUAAUACAAGAAAAACAAAAAAUACAAGAGAAAAAAAAAGAAUUAAUUAACAAAAAACUCCAGGCCAAAAAAGAAAAAGAACGCUUUGAAAAAAUGAAAGAAAAGAUGCAUAUGAAAAGAAUUGAACGCUUACGAAGACGAGAAAGAAAAUCUAAACUCUCUCAAAAAUAA